ACGAGGGUAUCAGGAGUCCAUGACCUGGAGUAUGCCUCGUACUAGUUAGGCAUAGCCUCGUACGCAAACGCUCAUUAGGCUCGUCACGCAAUCUUCCUUCCCCACGUAGGGAAACAAGAUUGUUUGGCGAACCCAAAGAGCGUCUGCUACUAGUAACUAGGUUUGGAGGUCUCUUAAACAGCCCCUCAGGUCCCGAAAUGAAAUCCCUCAAGCCAAUCUUAACUUGGAAGUUCUUUUACAGAAAAACAAAAAAAUUCCCCUAAGCCACAUGAAACUGAAAUUCAAUUAAGACAUGGGAUUUUUGUUUUUGUUAUCAAAACGAAAGUGAUAAAUUUUUAAUGACCUGCCUUCUUCUAUGUGUGUCUUCCGGUAUAGCUUAAAACAUUCUUGAAGGGCAAUGGAGGCUUCUGCCUUUGUUAAAGGGCCGGCGGGCCAAUAUUUUUCUGACUUGACGCAAGCUUGCGAAGCUUACUUCAGCGGAAUUCAUCCCGACUAUGUAGAUUCAUCAGACCACGAUACAGUUAUGUGCCCUUCGGCUUUUCCGUUUGGUUAUAUCGCGCCAACUGGUCAAGCUUCUGGUGCGACUCCGCUUAAUAACAUCGAAAAAGCGAGCAUUCAUGGAGAUAACGCCGAACUGAAAAUCUUUCACAUGCUGGAAAAGUUCGGGAAAGAAACUAAUCAGCCGAUGUUUGUUCUAGCGCAGGUAAAAAUCACCGAAUUCAUCAAAAAUGUUCUUCGACAAAAGCUGCCUGCCAAUCACUCCAUUUUGACAGACAAGUUGUUGAAUCUCGACGGAGAAAUCGACUUUCUGAUCAUUCACCGGCAGAUUGGUAUUAUACUUAUCGAGGUCAAAGCACCAAAGAAGUUCAGUAAGUCAACUCAAAGCAAAGCGAGAAAACAACUUCAAAUUGGAGAAGAAAUAAUUCAUGCUCUUUCACACGAGAUUGGUUACAAGGAAUCUACCAUUCCUGUUUAUAAAGUAAUUGCAAUGCCAAACGUCAGUGAGCCAGGCCGCGAGAAUCAAAAUUUUAUCAGUCUUCGAGAAGAAAACGUGCAAUCGGAUGGAAAUUUUGUCAGCUGGUGGGAAGACAAAUUUGCUAAACGGACGUUUGACAGCCACGAAAAGCGACAGUUGCAGAAUUUGAUUUACAUUUUUGUUGGCCAGCGUUGCGAAGUCAGCUCCAAAGUGCUCUCAGAUGUUUGCAAGAAGAUUGAUCAGCAGAAAUUCCUUCAGAAGAGCUACGAAAGGGGUACCAAGCAAGGUGGGGAUGGGUCGCAAGUGGUUGUGAAGACAGCUGAUCGACCGGAGCAGGCUAUCUUGGCAAAACAAUUUUUGUUCUUGAAUCCUGAUCAGCUACGAAUAUGGAAUGGCCCACGCCAACAAUUCUUUAACGGUUCGUCCGGAAGCGGAAAAACAAUUUUGCUCCAGUUCAAAGCUUUGGAAUGUGCCAAGCAGGGACAGAAGGUUGUUAUUGUGGUUCCCUCUUCACUAGCCGCACUUUACACGGAAUUUUUUGCAAAAAACAGCAUUUCAAGUGGAGUCGAAGUCGUGUCUCCGGCCGGCAUUUCCGAGUUCUUUCAAAGAUGCGAUCCUGCCGUGAAGUUUCACUUCUUUGCUGAUGAGCUGCAGGCCUUUGAAGCCAAAAUUCCUGACGUGUUGAUUCAGUUGGGGAACCUUCUGAGCCGAAUGGCAGAUCUUGAUUAUUAUUGCUGGGUUGCAUAUGAUUACAUGCAAAGGAACGAAGAUGAAUCAUCUCGUGAUGAAACAGGGGGACUAGCUGAUGCAUUGAAAAUUCAAACUCAAGCUCGUGAACUCUGCAAAACCCACAACAUUUAUCAUGCGCCCUGCCUUAAAACAAUAGUGAGAUCCACUUUUGAAGUUUACACCUUUGUACAAGAGUUUGUUAAAGUGUCUCUUCUUGAUUUACUGCAGAGAUUAAAGCUUCCUCGGUUUGAUCACAUUGGAAAAGAAACAAAAGAAAUUUUUACCCAAUUCGUGGAGAAUUAUGAUGUUUCAAACCACCUCGGUCACCACAUUUGUGGACCUUCCGUUACAGUGGUACCUGUGAAGAAUUCGGAUUUUGAUUUUAUCACUCAAGUCGUCCAAGAUGAGAUCAACAAGUGGGCAGGAAGUGAUUCCCUUCACCGCGUUGCUGUCCUUGUCACGAAGUCUUUCCCCAAGGAGCGGUUGGGUUAUCUUAUGGCUCAGAAAGGGAUAGCAGUUUGUGAUAUAGCCGACAACCAGAAGAAUGCAGUAGUCCUUGACUUUGGACACAGAGCUCAUUCAUAUGAGUGGCCAGUCGUAGUUGCUAUUUCGUGGUUUAACAAUGAUCUCUCGAGUAAUUACAUCAUGUUUACUCGAGCUGUAUCUAGACUGGUUUUAAUGACGAGUGGUGAUGUUCCUUUGUAAUAGCUUAUGGAGUGAGUGACGUGCCUGCGAUAUCAUGGCAGGACAGCCUCUGCCACCCUAGCUUAGCCGGCCAGUUCAGAAAGUGAUAACCUUAUAGCCCUAAGACGGUGUUGGUGUCUUUUUCAAGCCAGAGAUUUUUCGAGGGUUUUUCUUUCGCCUGUUGACUUCCCGGCUUUGGAUCCCGGGGGAACUCCCAUAUAAAACGGACAGGGGUGCUCGUCCUAACUUUUAGGGGUUAAAAAACCGGUUUUGUAUCACUUAGGGUGUUCAGUCUCAAAAGAUCCACACCGGAAGCUUUCUCUGUUACUUCCUUUUAGGGUAUUGAACCGAAAAAAAUAUGACAGGAGAAAAAAGCGUUGUUUUAGAAUUGGUACCUCUU
This is a messenger RNA of Orbicella faveolata, 2789 nucleotides long. RefSeq lists its product as uncharacterized. NCBI's taxonomy places the organism in Eukaryota, Metazoa, Cnidaria, Anthozoa, Scleractinia, Merulinidae. The record is from RefSeq and is a predicted model, not a curated record.